This is a messenger RNA of Rotaria sordida, 432 nucleotides long. The record is from the annotation of a GenBank genome assembly. NCBI's taxonomy places the organism in Eukaryota, Metazoa, Rotifera, Eurotatoria, Philodinida, Philodinidae.
AUGAUGAAUAAUUAUAAUUUAACAUAUCGAAUAAUUGAUACGUUAAAACGAUUCGAGUCAAAUGAUAAAGAUUCUCAAUAUUGUCAGACUUAUUUAAUAAAUGAUGAAAAAGAUAAAAAUAAAACAAAAUAUAUUUUACGAUUAAUCGAUCUUGAAAAUUUAACAAAUUUAACUGAAUUUAUUAUGUUAUAUGCUAAAAUUCAAGAUUCAGAACUAAUUUUACUUGAUCAAGCUCAAUUAACAGAAGAAAUGAUGACACUUAAUGAUAGUAGUAGUAAUAGUUUAUAUAUUGAAGAAAUAAAAAAACGAAGAUAUACAAAAGAAUUUCAUUUAUUUAUUAAAUCAUGUGUAUCUACACGUUUUGAAUUAAGAUUAAAUCAUAAUCAAUAUUUACUUUAUAAUAAUAUGAUUAAAUUACUUGAAAUUUGUUAG